GAAGUGAAUGCUCAACAGCCAGUUGUAGGCGAUACAUUGCUUGAAAAAGUCGCUUGGUGUAGCGUAAAUGAAAUAAUUAAAUAAAAAAGUGUAGAAAAAGCAAUUUAAAAACUAUUUUUUUGUUUUUGUUCAUUAAACACAUUAAAAUGUCCGACAGCGCUGAAACACAAACAAUACGCAACUAUUACAAUGUCGCUUUGGAAUUGGUAAUGAAAUGCGGCCCGGUCGCUUGUGAAGGUUACGAGCAGGCCAAUCCUGAAUUUAAAACCAAAACAGCAUUCUAUGAUCUGGUAACUGUGUAUGAUAAGAAGGUGGAAGAUCUACUCAUCGCCGGCUUGCAGAAAGCAUUCCCCGAAACGAAAUUCAUCGGUGAGGAGGGUACAGCGGAAAAUAAUAGCGAACCGGUGUUAACAGAUGCGCCCACCUGGAUCAUUGAUCCCAUAGAUGGCACCACCAAUUUUAUACGACGCUUCCCGAAUUGGUGCAUUUCCGUGGGUUUAGCUAUUAAUAAGGAGUUAGUCGUUGGUAUCGUGUAUAUACCAGUGGUGAAUGAGAUGUACUCAGCCUAUAAGGGACAUGGUGCCUAUCUGAAUGGCAAACCCAUCAGCGUGAGCAAGUGUACGAAAAUAAACAAUGCCCUUAUUGGCACAGAAAUGUCACUCAUACAAAGAGCACCAGUACGUGACAAACACGUUAAACGCUUAUGUAAACUGGCUUCCAAUUGCACUGGUUGCCGUGGCAUUGGUAGCGCUGCUGUAAUGCUCUGUUAUGUCGCGCGUGGCAGCAUUGAUUGCUUCGCUGUAGAGGAUCUACAGCCUUGGGAUAUUGCUGGAGGCGCACUAAUAAUACGCGAGGCAGGUGGCAUAGUUUGCCACUCCAAAGGUGGCGAAUUUUCGAUUUUGAAACCGGAUUGUAUUGCCGCAGCGACUCCUGAACUGGCACAAGAUAUUAUUGGUUUGAUCAAUGAAGCUGAUCAGUUGAGGGAAUUUAGUUUUUGAAUAUUAAAAUCUAUUUCUGCAGUUUUUUCAAUGGAAAAUUUUAAAAAUUAUAUUGUUUUCACACCUUAUAUAGCUUUAAAAAUAUGAAAUAAAAUUAAAUAUGAAAAAAAAUACAUUCGAAUCGAUUUUGAAAUUUGUAAUUUUUUAAAAAAUGGCAUAAAUCCGCGUUUUAAUUUUUUUU
Zeugodacus cucurbitae (melon fly) is the source of this 1179-nucleotide messenger RNA. RefSeq lists its product as uncharacterized. Gene Ontology annotation, molecular function: inositol monophosphate 1-phosphatase activity. The record is from RefSeq and is a predicted model, not a curated record. Gene Ontology annotation, biological process: inositol metabolic process; phosphatidylinositol phosphate biosynthetic process; signal transduction. The coding region runs from base 147 to 998 and encodes 283 amino acids. NCBI's taxonomy places the organism in Eukaryota, Metazoa, Arthropoda, Insecta, Diptera, Tephritidae. The transcript has 3 exons.